Lymnaea stagnalis (great pond snail) is the source of this 33935-nucleotide messenger RNA. The record is from the annotation of a GenBank genome assembly. NCBI's taxonomy places the organism in Eukaryota, Metazoa, Mollusca, Gastropoda, Lymnaeidae.
AGUAAGCAUAUGGUCUCCCCUGGGUCAGCACGUCUCCGGUAACCGAAUCCCAUUUGUUGUUAUUAGUAAAUAGUGCCAGUUGUUCGCAGGAUGCUGAUUCCUAUCUGUCUUCUACUGGCUAUCUGUGUCUACCAGGACGGUAAAUAGAACUAUACCAGACUAUGUGUGUGCAUGCCGUGUUGAUUUAAUAAUUAAAACACAUUCCUAUUGAAACAUUAAAUUCCUAAAAGUUUCAUCUUGUGUCAGAAUACAUUCAUCUCAAAAGUUACAAAUCGAUGCCAUUUGAGGUUUUAAAUGUGUGAUCGUAAAAAAUUAAAAAAUGUGGUACGUUGCAUAAGGUAUUUACACCUUCCCAUGUCAUCCCCCCCCCCCGUGUCUUUCCCCCUCCUCAAGUCACAAAUUGUCAUUAUUUUUUAGACCCUUUCUGCAGCGUUGCAAAAUUUAUUGGUGGCCACUAAUAUAUUAUUUCAUUUAUUUCGAAAUAAUUUUCCAAAGUGUUUUGUGUUGUGCGUUCAUUUUGCCAGACAACUAGGUGUGUUGUGUGUUCUUUGUAACGUGCUAUCAAUUAUGCUGUGUUCCUUGUGCCAUGCCAUCAGUUAUGCUGUGUGUUCCUUGUGCCAUGCCAUCAGUUAUGCUGUGUGUUCCUUGUGCCAUGCCAUCAGUUAUGCUGUGUGUGCCUUGUGCCAUGCCAUCAGUUAGGCUGCGUGUUCCUUGUGCCAUGCCGUCAGUUAUGCUGUGUGUUCCUUGUGCCAUGCCAUCAGUUAUGCUGUGUGUUCCUUUUGCCAUGCCAUCAGUUAUGCUGUGUGUUCCUUGUUCCAUGCCAUCAGUUAUGCUGUGUGUUCCUUGUGCAAUGCCAUCAGUUAUGCUGUGUAUUCCUUGUUUUAUUUAUCACAGUACCCCGGCCUAAGGCUUGGCUCACUGCACUUCACAAAAUUGCGCCAUGCCUUUAGUUAUGUUGCGUGCUCAUUUUGCCUUGUGUUGUGUGCUCAUUGUGCCUUGUAUUGUGUGCUCAUUGUAUCUUGUGCUGUGUACUCAUUGUGCCUUGUGUUGUGUGCUCAUUGAGCCUUGUGUUGUGUGCUCAUUGUGCCUUGUGUUGUGUGCUCAUUGUGCCUUGUGCUGUGUGCUCAUUGUGCCUUGUGUUGUGUGCUCAUUGUGCCUUGUGUUGUGUGCUCAUUGUGCCUUGUGUUGUAUGCUCAUUGUGCCUUGUGUUGCGUGCUCAUUGUGCCUUGUGUCUUGUGCUCAGUGUGCCUUGUGUUGUGUGCUCAUUGUGCCUUGUGUUGUGUGCUCAUUGUGCCUUGUGUUGUGUGCUCAUUGUGCCUUGUGUUGUGUGCUCAUUGUGCCUUGUGUUGUGUGCUCAUUGUGCCUUGUGUUUUGUGCUCAUUGUGCCUUGUGUUGUGUGCUCAUUGUGCUUUGUGUUGUGUGCUCAUUGUGCUUUGUGUUGUGUGCUCAUUGUGCCUUGUGUUGUGUGCUCAUUGUGACUUGUGUUGUGUGCUCAUUUUGACAUCAGGUUUGUUGUGGCUUCAUUGUGAAUGCCAUCAGUUAUUUUGGGUUUUCAAAGGGCCAUGCAAUUAGUUGUUUUGGGUAUUCAAAGGGCCAUGCCAUCAAAAUUUUUGUUGUGUAUUCAUUACGACAUCAGUUGCUGUAUGUUCCUUGUGCUUUUCCAUCAGUUGUGUUGUGUGUACAGUGUAGCAUGUAAUAAGUUGUGUUGGAUGUUCAUAGUACCAUCAGGUGUGUGCCAUUAUGUCUUUGACCUAACAUAGACAUAAGAUAGAUCAAACAUAGACCUGACAUAGGCCUGGAAUAGAUGGAUGUAUUUAUAUUAUUUUAAUGUACAAUAUUAUUUUAAGUCCAUUUUAAAUCCAGUUGCCUUCUAUAGUUAUCUUUUCAAAAAAUCCCUACCCGAAUAACUCAAAACCCCCCUCCCAUGUUCCUCUUUUUUUAAGUAGAGUACCUAAAUGUCAUGUUGCACAACUACCUCUCACCUUUACAUUACCUCGCACCUUUACAUUACCUCUCACCUUUACAUUACCUCUCACCUUUACAUUACCUCUCACCUUUACAUUACCUCUCAGCUUUACACUAACUCAAACCUGCACAGCUACCUCUCGCCUAUACAUUACCUCACAUCUGAAAACUAUUAAUAUCCUCACCAUUGGUGUACACAGCUACAUCACACCUGCACAACUACCUCAAACUUGCACAACUACCUCAUGCCUUCACCACUCCUUCAUUCCUGCACAACUGCUUUACACCUCUACAACUACCUCACACUUGCACAACUACCUCAGACUAGCACAACUGCCUCAUACCUUCACGACUACUUCAUACCUUCACCACUACUUUACACCUGCACAACUACUUUACACCUCUACAACUACCUUACACUAGCACAACUACCUCAAACUUGCACAACUGCCUCAUACCUUCACCACUGCUUCACACCUACAAAACUACUUUGCUUCUACAUUUACCUCACACCUGCACAACUACUUCAAACCUACACAACUACCCUCACAUCAGCACAUAUCUUUUCCUGGGCUGCAAUGAUACUUAUUAAAAACGUUAAGUUGGGAAUCGUACUAUUUCCCCGUAUCUGUUCAUCUUCUUUAGAAAGAUGCCCUAACUGCUUCACUGCUGUUCAAAGAAAAGUUUUUUUUUUUAAAAAUGUUAAAUCUUUUUGUUAAUAUACUUGACCUUUGGACUGAAGAAACUGGAUGAUCCUGUUAAUUGGGUUAAUCUUCAUUGAGAGAUAUCUGUUACCAGAGCCAUUGAAAUCAAUGACCAUCCGUAAAGACAAAAUCAAAUUUUCCGUCAAUAAGUCAGGCCAUAUCAUUUGUCAUAUCUUGAAUGUGCCCUUGAUGACUGUGUUUUCUACUCAAACAAAUAAUGUAGUUAAUAUCUGCAAAUCAGGCUGAUUAAAAUGUCUAUCUGCUCUUAAAGAAAUCAACAUUAUUUUAUUUCUGAUUUCAGAGGCCAGAAAACUUCCCAGUGCGCCUAGGAAAGUAACUGCCAGGGUUAUUCCCCCUAAUGAUAUUGAAGUGGCUUGGCGUGACCCUGACCUCCGGGUCCUAGGGAGAGUGCCAUCAGAAAGAUUAUAUGUAGUCAAGUAUGGACCACUUAAGACUAAUCAGCAAACAGUUCGGUCCAAAAGAAGGAAGGUCAGACUUUUGGGUGUACAGAUUAAUGCCACUUAUGACAUUGCAGUCAAGUCAAUUACAAUUGCUGACAACAUUUCCAGUCCUUGGAGUAAAACUAUAUCUUUGACUAUUCUUCCUGUUUCUGAAGGUAACAUUGUUUUAAUUGCUCACUGUAAAGUUUUAUGUGUUUGCUGUACAAUUGUAUUUGUUUCUGUAAAGGUUUAAUUGUUUACCAUAGAGAUUUUUAAAUUGCAGUUACCUUUUACUUUAGAUACUUUUAAAUAAUCAUACAUACCAAACUGUUUGUUAGGAUGACACUUAACAAGUAAAACACGUCCUGUGCUUUUCAUUUGUUUUUUAUUCAUGCUGUAAUAAAUUUCCCCUCAGAUUUUUAAAUAGGUCAACUAUCAUCUGGAGAUUAUGAGAUCAAUAAUUGUGUACCUGUAGUCUCAGUUAAAAAAAAAAAUAUAUCAGAAAUAACACUUCUUAAAAGUUAUUAUUUGUCUUAAAGUAAAUAAUAAUAAUAGACCUACAUCAGGCCAUUUAUUCCUUAUCAUUUUAAAAGCUUUUCUACCUAAUUCAUACCAAGCAUAUGUUGAACUCUUAUGACCAGAGACACUGUCACAUUCUUUUGAAUGAUAAAGCGCCGAACUCAAUUUUAGAAGCGAAUUAUUUUAAUUUAUUUCAUAGACCCGAACUCUGUGCGAAAUCUCACCGCCACACCCAUUUCUUCUGAUGCCAUACUGUUGUCAUGGCAGCCGCCACUGCAAGCGCAGCAGGUCUUGUCUUACACAGUUAUCUUUCAUCCGGCCAAUGGAAAAGGACGCAAGAGGAAAGCUACAGUCAGCAGGGAGGUGACAUUUUACGAGGCCAAGGAACUUCACCCCAAUAUUAUUUACAGUUUUCAAAUACAGACAAUGAUGGUAAUGUUCAAGGAACAAAUCUAAUUUUUAAUUUUCAUACACAGGUUCAAUCCAUAGAUCAAUUCAGCAGCUUCACAACCACCACCCCAACCUCAAAAAAAAAAAAAAUAAUAAUUAAAAAAUCACUGAAAAAUCUACAAGUACUUUAAAGGCAUUAUUGCUUUUUAUAAAUAACUUCUGUAGGAACUCUAUCUUACACAAAUCAUGAUGAGUAGAUGGUAGGGAUGUUCCAACUAAUUCCACUGAAGCUUUGUUGUGUUCUGUGUGCAACAUUUUUGUCAGUGUGCACAUUUUUGUUGCACAUUUAAAGAAAAACUAUUGAUUGGCUUAGAGUACAAAAUUACUACGUGAGCAAAUACUUGGAGAGCAAUUACUUGGUGUGCAAUUACUUGGUAUGCAAUUACUUGGUGUGCAAUUAUUUGGUGUGUAAUUACUUGGUGUGUAAUUACUUAGUGUGCAAUUAUUUAGUAAGCAAUUACUUAGUGAGUAAAUUACUUCUGAGCAAUUGCUUAGUGAGCGAUUACUUAGUGAGCAAUUACUUAGUGAGCAAUUAAUUAGUGAGCAAUUACUUAUUGAGCAAUUACUUAGUGAGCAAUUACUUAGUGAGCAAUUACUUAGUGAACAAUUACUUAGUGAGCAAUUACUUAGUGAGCAAUUACUUAGUGAGCAAUUACUUAGUGAGCAAAUUACUUAGUGAGCAAUUACUUAGUGAGCAAUUACUUAGUGAGCAAUUACUUAGUGAGCAAUUACUUAGUGUGCAAUUACUUAGUUAGCAAUUACUUAGUGAGCAAUUACUUAGUGAGCAAUUUCUUAGUGAGCAAUUACUUAGUGAGGCAUUACUUAGUGAGCAAUUACUUAGUGAGCAGUUACUUAGUGUGCAAUUACUUAGUGUGCAAUUACUUGGUGUGCAUUUACUUAGUGUGCAUUUACUUAGUGUGAAGUUACAAAGGGAGCAAAUUUUUUGUGAGCAGUUACUUGGUGUGCUAUUGCUUGGUGUGCAAUUACUUGAUGUGCAAUUACUUAGUGUGCAAUUACUUAGUGAGCAAUUACUUGGUCUGCAAUUACAUAUUGUGCAAUUACAUAUUGCGCACUUAUUUAGUGUGCAGUUACUUAGUGUGCAAUUACUUUGUGUGCAAUUACUUGGUGUGCACUUACUUAUUGUGCAAUUACUUAGUGAGCAAUUACUUGGUGUGCAGUUACUUAGUGUGCAAUUACUUAUUAAUCAUUUCGUGCUAAAAAUCAUACUGCCAACACUUCUGUAUGCAGAGCUUAAUAAACUGAAGUUUUAACUAGAUUAUUGUUGAAGCAAAAAGGCAUACAAUUAUGGAUAAAUGUAGAACAAUUAUAAAUAAUAGCACAAUUAUAUCUAAAUUAACAACCUCAAAAUUUUUUUGUUUCUUAUACAUAAUUUAUAAAAUGCUGAAAAUCUGAACGAAUGUGUUGUUAUCGUGCCAAGUUUGAGUUGAUUGGUUGACGGGAAGUGGGUAAAUUAGCCAUCAGAAGAUUUUGCCAGCCAUGAACAAAAUGGAAGUUAAUAUAAAGGAAUAAAAAAAUGUAGAUUGUAUUGUGUGUGUAGGCCAUUCAUGCCCUGUGUACAAGCGCAAGGUGUAACUGUUUGGCAAGAGUUGCAAGGUUCGUCUGCCAUGGGAAGCCACCACUGUGCCCCUACAUUAGAACUACUUGCACAUGGAUAGAGGGGGGGGGGGACAGGCCUACAAAAUCUGAGCUAUAUUUUCUAGAAACUGAAAUUUAGACUUAAGUCUUGAAUCAAUAUUUUAUAGCAAUCCUAAAUUGUUCUGUCUUGAUUUAUAAUUUUUAUAGGUAAAAGUACUUGUACACUUGUACAUGUGUUGUACUCUUGUACCUUUGUUGUACACUUGUAAAUGUGCUGAACACUUGUAUAUGUGUUGUACACUUGUUCAUUUCGUAGCAAUGGACUCCUCUGUACAAUCAUGUACUGCUGUGUAGUACACUUGUACAUUUCACCUCUCUGUACAUUCAUACAGUGCUGUGAUGUUGACAUGGACAUGUGUUGACAUUCAUCCAGAUUUAUCAUGAUCUUGUACUCAUGUUUUUUUGUUUUCUUUACAAGUUGAUUCAGGCCAACAAAUCCCACCCUCCCAGCUCAAGUGUGCACGCUAAGACUUUCUCUGGUAUUCCAAGCAGUGCUCCAAGGAUGCUCAACCUGCAGAUGAUAGACCCAACGGUAAGUUUUGAUUACAUUUGUCUUUUCUUUUUUUUUUUGUCAUUUUUAAAUGUAAUAUUCAAUACAGUUAGUUGAAAUAUAAAUGAUACAAAUGUGUGUUAACAUGUUUAGUUUCAGAUUAUUUUUUAGGAUUUUUUAGUUUAUUUUAUAUAUAAAAUAUUUCUAUCAUUACAAUUGGAUCAUCCAUCUCUGUUGUUACACUGUAAAAAGGCACCAAACUUUUUCUUGAUGGAUGGCUGUUGAAGAUAAUGAAUAAUGCAUUUGCUUUAUUUAUUAACGUUAGGGACCUUCUUAAGCUUAAUGUAUAUCUAUAAGAAAAGGGAUUUAAGAUGCUAUUUUAUGUCCUUAAAAUUGGCUAAAUCUGCAUGAGGUUAAAAAUGGCUAAAUCUGCAUGAGGUUAAAAAGGGCUAAAUCUGCAUGAGGUUAAACAUUGGCUAAAUCUGCAUGAGGUUAAACAUUGGCUAAAUCGGCAUGAUGUUAAAAAAUGCUUGUAUCUAUCAGAAGUGGUAAUUUGUUUGUUUAAAAAUGAGGUUAAGCAGAUCAUAUCUGACUAGAUUGUUAAAGAUAUUAAAUCUUAUCGAUUGUUGUAUAGAUGAUAUCUGAACAUAAUGAUGUGUACACAUAUAUCUGAACAGAUCGUUAAAUAGAUUAAAAGUGAAAAGAAUGUUACAUAGAUUUAUCUGAACAGAUUGUUAUAUAAAUUAUACCUCAACAGAUUGUUCAAGUCAAGUGGCUCCCCCCUGCUCCUCGCACAAGAAAUGGGGACAUAACUGGAUACACCCUGCAAUACAAACAAGAGGAAUCAAAGAAAGGGGAAGUACACACAGUCACAGCUGAGGCAAGUGUGAGGGCAUUUAACCUAACAGGUAAAGCCAACCAUUAUUUUAUUAUUUUAAAAACUUUUUUUGGCAGACAAGACCAACCAAAGAAGAAAUAAAUAAAUGAAAGAAUAGAUGUAACAAAAGAAUGAAUGUGUCUGCCUGAAGCCUCCUUCAGUGACCCAACAAAAGUGAAAACAAUAUUGAAAUUAAAAUAAACACUUCGUUGAUAUGCAGAUUUCUUAAAAUGGGGUCUCAUGUCAAUAAGUGGAUCCAAAAAUGAGUACUAGAUCAGAAUGAUGAUGAGGUCAGUAUAAAAUAUAACUACCCUCUUAACUAAUUCUUAUGGAAAUAGAUUUUUUUUAUUACUAAAAAUUUUAUACUAAAAAAGAAAUUUAAAUUGAUGCGCCCCCCCCACCCCCAACUUCCAGGUGACUCAAACAUCCCCCCCUUCCCCAAACCUCCAGAGAGAUUAUUAGGAAGUGAAGAUUUCCAUUAUAGUACAAUUACUCCCAAUUUCAGGGUGAAUAUUUUUAUUGGAUGAUUAUUUUAAUUCAUUCUCUCAGAUUGAUAGAAUCAAGUCAGAACAUGCAACAGUCAGUGGACAUUCUUUUUUUGGCUUUUUGCCACUGCCAAACGAUACAACUUUUUUCUUUUGGUAUCUUCUAUAGAUAUCCUGAGUAAUGAAAUAUACAGAGUUCGUCUGGCUGCCAAUACAGUAAAUGGAACAGGUCCUUUCACCAAAUGGGCCUCUAUAUUUGUGGUCCCAAAAACGUACCCCGAAAAUGGUAACAAAUGGAGUUAAUAAUUAAUAAGCAGCACCCUUUUAAAAAAAUGGAUUUGUUUUAUUUAAUAUUUAUUAUAUUCAAUGAAUUCGUUAAAAAAAUUAAUUUAUAUUUCUAAUAUCGAAAUAACAACAAAAAAUAACAAAAUAAAAACAUAGCUCUAAACUUACUUCAGGGAAAUUUUUAAAAAUCCUUGUAUAAUAGAUCUCUUCUUUUUUAAUCUAAAAUAAUGGUUUCGGCAUUGCCAGAUUUUUUUUCACAAAUCUGAUAUUAAUUAUAGAAAGUACAUUGAUUAAAAGUCAUCAGAUCUUUGAUUAAGAGAUGAAGUAGAGAGGAGCUAUUUACUUGGGCAUUCAAAAAUAUUGAUGAACAAACACAUUUAUUUUUGUAUGGACGUCAUCCACUCAGCAGACACAGGUUUUACUGUAAUCUUUGAUGUAAUUCAUGCAUUUUUUUUGGUCAUCUUUAACAAACAUGUAUUUAUGGGCAUCUUUGAUACAAUGUAGGCUUAUUUUUGGUAAUCUUUGGUAAUCUUCCAUACAAUGUAGGCCUAUUAAUGUUCAUCUUUGAUAUACAUGUAUUUAUUAUGUUAUCUUUCAUGUAUAUUUAUUUUAACCAAAUUUAGUUACCACAACCAACAAUAAUUUUGAUGUCACCUUGAGCACACCCCGACCAGCUACUUUGAAUCAUUUGCCGUCAUCGCCUUUCGAGGUUAAAAUUGUAAACAAAACAGGCUCCAAUGUUCAUUUAACUUGGCCAGUGCCCGCUGUACCUAAGUGCUGCCCAGUUGUUGCCUACAGAAUAAACAUACACAACUUCAAUGGUGAGUAACACAUUUGCAAUUUUUAAAGAUAAUUUUAGGAUAUUCAAAAAUGAAGAGACAUCUCCUUUUCCCAUUGGUAGCUCUGUGGCACAAUGGUAGCUCUUUGACACAAUGGUAGACAUUUGGCACAAUUCCAGCUCUGUGGCACAAUGGUAGCCGUCUGGCACUAUGGUAGCCUGUAGAACCAUGGUUGUUCUUUGGUACAAUGGUAGCUCUGUGGCACUAUGGUAGCUCUGUGGCACAAUGAUAGGCUUGUUAGCCGUAAUCAAGAGGUAACAAGGUUAAAUUACUCUGAGUACUAUUCCUAUGUGAAGACGCACAAGGGGAUUGGCCUCACCUGCCGAAUGAGCCAGGAUGUCAAGCUUUGGUGAAAAGCGUUAACCAAAAAAAAGCCAAACUGUCAUUAAAAAUGUCUAUACAUAAAUACAGUCUACACAUUAAAGGAAUGAACUGAUAAAAUAUGUUUUAUGGUUUAAUUUUUUUUUCAUUGUGAUUUAGAAUAGUAAUUACAUAUUAGUUUCUGUAACUCUUCAAUUAUUUUCCUUUCUCAAAGACUCACCAAAAAAAUUUCAUGAUGGCACAAUACAAAAUUUUGAAAUCUUAUUUAAGACGCGUCAUUCCAUUUCAUAAUAAAACCUUUUAUCUUGUCAAUAUGGUAGCGUAAUAAAACGCAUCAAUAACAUAUCAUGUGAGAUAGGGAAGUAGUUAACUUAAUAGCAAGGCAAUGCAGCAUUAUAUUUUAUUGACACUUUUUAUGUAGGAAACUUAAGUAAAGAAAAAAACGUAUAUUGAAAUUUCAGACUCGACCAAUGCAGAGAUUAUUAGAGAAACUCAUCAUGUACACCUGGAUGGCCUUGACCCCGAGACCUUGUAUGGGGUCAACAUCACAGCACUGAAUGCUGCCGGUGAAAGUGAGCCAUCCAAGGAACUUGUGUUUGUCACCCCCGCGGCAGGUCAUUGAUAUUUUGUAUGUCAUUAUGUAUACUUACUAUGUUUAUCUUUUUAACUUGUAAUGCUAUGUAAUAACAAUCUCAUGCUGAAACUAUCCAAAGGGUUAGAGAUUGCUUUCAUUUCCCAAGAUUGUCAAUUCACUUAUAUUCAUCAUUAUAAAACAUUUUUUUUCUCCCUAAUUUCCUGCUAUUUGUUAUGUUAUUACCUAUUAAAAUACUAGUUACCACUUUUGUAUUUAUUAUGAUUUUUCAUUUUCUUAACAUUUUUGAUAUGUCAUUGUCAACUGGUCAAAUGAAUGAUACCAAAUAUGAUCAGUCUAACCAAAUAAGAUUAAUAACAUUUAUGCUAACACAGUUUUCAGAAUGGAAAUACUUCAUUUUGGUGAAAUUGUUUAUCCAUCGAAUUAUGAGUGCACACAAAUGCGUCAUAGGGAGCUAAGAAACAUCUUAAAAUAUAAACUUUUUUUUCCUGGAAAAAUUUAACAUAAUUGGUGAUGUUGCGCUGGCAGUGCAGUCACCUGCCGUAUGUCUUACACCUGUAAAAUUACAGUUUUAGUACACAACAGCUGCAAGUAAUCAUUUUAGUUGAGUCAUUUAUAUAAAAUUAUUAUAUAUAUCAAUUUAUCAAGUAUAUCAAUUUAUUAUUUUUUUUAAUUUAUCACUUUUAUCGGUUUAUCAUUUUAUUAAAUUCAAAAAAUUAAAUACUUAUCUUUAUAUUAAUUUAUCAUUUCAAUCAAUUUAUUACAUUUGAUAUAUAUAUAUCUUUAAUAUAUCAAUUUAUUAAAUGACUUUCUUUUGUUUACAGUUCCCCCCAGUAUCCUUUAUUACCAGGCAACUAAUGUCAAUGUAGGCGGUAAUGCCAAUGUCACGUGUAAGGCUGGUGGACAUGAGCUGCCCACAAUUGAAUGGUCAAUCAAAACAAUGGAGGGCAAUAUCAGCUUGUCACAGGUUAGUGGAACAUCAGCUUGUCACAGGUUAGUGGAACAUCAUCUUGUCACAGGUUAGUGGAACAUCAGCUUGUCACAGGUUAGUGAAACAUCAGCUUGUCACAGGUUAGUGGUACAUCAUCUUGUCACAGGUUAGUGGAACAUCAGCUUGUCACAGGUUAGUGGAACAUCAUCUUGUCACAGGUUAGUGGAACAUCAGCUUGUCACAGGUUAGUGGAACAUCAUCUUGUCACAGGUUAGUGGAACAUCAGCUUGUCACAGGUUAGUGGAACAUCAGCUUGUCACAGGUUAGUUAAUGACCAGCUGGUCAAGGGUUAGUUGAAAAUCUGCUUGUUACAUGUUUUGUCUAGGUCAUAAAUCUAACUGGCUGAGGUCUUAAGAAUCUGACAUCAUUGCCAAAACAAUACAAACAAUUCACUAAUUGAAAUAUUUGAUAUAAUUGUAAACUUAGUUUAAGUGUUAUAUUUUAAACUUAGUAACUGAGUGUUAAAUUUUAAAUGUAGAUAGAAAUGUCCAGCGGGGUUUUUGCCGAGACACUAACUGUGACAUCACAUCAAGACAGUCCCGACAGUGUCUCUUCAUCCUUGCUGCUUUACAAAGUUACGCCAGCGACUCAAAGGGAAAUAAUCUGCAAGGCCAAGAAUCGUGCAGGGGAAGCACAAGGUUUAAUACGACUGGCUAUAAAUGGUAAGCAAUAGAUGCUAUAGAUGGUGAGCAAUAGAUGUUAUAAAUGGUGAGCAAUAGAUGCUAUAGAUGGUGAGCAAUAGAUGUUAUAAAUGGUGACCAAUAGAUACAAUAGAUGCUGUACAUAGUGAGCAAUAGAUGCUAUAGAUGGUGAGCAAUAGAUGCUAUAUAUUGUGAGCAAUAGGUGCUAUAAAUGUUGAUCAAUAGAUGCUAUAAAUGGUGAGCAAUAGAUGCUAUAGAUGGUGAGCAAUAGAUGCUAUAAAUCGAUAGCAAUAGAUGAAUAACAAUUUUUUGAAAUGAAAAUUUCUCAUUGUCUUGUUGAGAUUUAUGAUGACAUUUGAUUGAUAUACUGAUGAUAUUUGAUUGUUAUACUGAUGAUAUUUGAUUGUUCUACUAAUGAUAUUUGAUUAUUAUACUGAUAUUUGAUUGUUAUUCCCAUUUCAAAUAAAAGUUUAAUUUUAGAUUUGUUGUGGUUUAGUAAGGAUACGUUCCAGUGCGGCAAUAAAUGGGGUUGUAUUGAUGUAUCCAUUUGACAUGUACAUAUUUCUGUUUUAAACUUCACCUUGAUUACCUAUCAUUUAUUUAAAUAUAUAUUUUUUCUGUUGCCCGUAGAAACAUAAGUUAUAUAUUUUCUAAUCUACAUACUUUUUUUAAAUUAUAUUAUAUUUUAAAACAUAAACAAAUGCUGAUCAGUGUUUGCAAUGUGAGAUCAGCUUUUGUGUAGAGUUGACCCUGUCAACAAACACCAUCCACCACCAAAUUAUCAGAGUUUGUUAUGUGAGAUCAGCCGUUGUCAAGGGGUAGCCAUUUCACCAAACACCAUCCACCACCAAAAUAUCAGAGUUUGCUAUGUGAGAUCAGCUGUUGCCAAGGGGUGGCCAUGUCACCAAACACCACCCAGCACCUUAUACACACUAUGUUAUUUAAAUAAAGUCUAAAAGUAGCAAACACCUUAUUACAAUAUCCCAUCAUUUUAGUCUAACAUGUCAUUAAAAGAUCUUAUAAUUUAAGUCAAACAUGUCAACCAAAUAUGAUUUUGAAAUUUAUUUCACAGAACCUCCCAGAAUCCUUUCAGCUCAUGGGGUCACUGUCAUGGUCAGCUCACCUGGCAGGAUGGUGUGUGAAGCCUAUGGCCGACCAGUGCCUGAAAUUAUCUGGAUCCACAUGGAGUAUAAUACAGUUUAUAAGGAGGUCAGUGGUCAGGUCAUUCAACACAUUUUGUUUAAGAAGGUCAGUGGCCAGCUAACUCAACACACUGUAUUUAAGGAGGUCAGUGGCCAGCUAACUCCACAAAUGGUUUUUGUUGGUCGCCUGUAAUUCUGUAAACGUUAAUAUUGAAUAUGUUUUUAUGAUAGGUUAGUAUGACAGGACAGUAAUUUUUUUUUAUUUCAGUAGUAGGGUCAGUGGGUAGGGUGGGGAAUGUAAGGGUGAUGACAUUGAUUUAAGACGGACAGUUCAAAUAAUAAUAUUUCCUCAUUUCUGCUUGAUUCACUUAAAAGAUGAACAUAGUUAACACUACCCUGUUUUCCACAUCCCCUUCUGAGAAAAUAUAAUAUCAGAUUUCUAUGUUUAUCAUUUGAAUUAUUUUUUGGGGAGAUAAUGAACAUCUCCUAUUGGUUAACUUGACGAGUCUCCCAAUGUCGCUCAUCUACUAUUGGUUAACGUGACGAUAGACUCACAUGUGUCUCUCAUCUGCUAUUGGUCAACCUGAACACAGACUUCUAUGUUUUUCUCAUCUCCUAUUCUUCAAUCUGACCGCAGUCUCCCUCUCCCUUAUUAUUUUAACUUAUUCUAAUGUUUUAAACAGUGAGGAAUAAUGUUGAAAUCACUUUAACAAGUUAUGAUUAAUGAUUGUUGUCUGAACAUUCGCAUGGACUAUAUUCACCAAAUCUAUUAUAUCCAUCUGAUGAUCAGCUAAAUAUAAUUUGAGAACAAGUACAUUUUCAGAUAUCCAUCUAAAGAUCAGCUAAAUAUUUGAGAACAAGCACAUUUUCAGAUAUCCAUCUGAUGAUCAGCUAAAUAUUUGAGAACAAGCAAAAUUUCAGAUACCAUCAUAUUGUAGUUGGUAUUUGGUAUAAAUGUGUUUUGAUUUGAUGAGUAAAAUCUAUUUGUAGGCUGAAUUAAUAGUUCAUCUUGUAUUUAUCCGUAUCCAGGGAAUAAGCAAUGACAGAGAUGGUACGGGUGUCACUUCUGUCAUUGAUGAUGCCAAUUCCGUCAUACAAUCCUCUCUUCUCAUAAACGGCAGCAGGCUGGCAGACAGGGGCACAUAUUCUUGUGUGGCCAGAUCACAAGCUGGCAGGGCUGAGGCUAAUGUAAUCUUGGAUGUCAAAGGUGGGAAUUUUGCUCUAUAGGUCAUGUCAUGGGCAGAUUUAAGGUGGAAAAAUAAAUUGUUAUGUAGGUAAUUUUACUGGAAGGUCAAACAAAUCUAUAGGUCAUAUCAUGGGAAAAAAAUCUAAGGGAGGAAAAUAAAAUAGGUUAUAUUACUAGGAGGUCUAAUAAGGGCAAAUGUUCUAUAGGUCAUGUCAUGAAAUGUAAUAGGGAGGAAAAAAUUCUACAGAUUACAACACCUGGUGGAAAAACUUUUAUAGCUAAUUUUAUGUGGGAUUUAAAUGGUGUGAAAACUGUUUGACACCGCAUAUUAUGUCGGAUUUCAAAGCUGUUUAACAUGUUACAGCUUAUAAAAAUUCAGACUCUGAAAUUUAAUUAUUGUUUUUAUGACAGUAAUGAUUCAAUAUUAUAGUCUAUAAGAUUGGGUUCAUUAAAAAAUUGUUUGCCUUUGAUGAUUGAACAUUGAAGGUCUUGAUUGCGCCAUUGCCAUUUCAAAUAUAAUUUUAAUUACUAUUCUCUUAUUUAUAAAUGACCAGUUCCACCCCCUCCCCCUGUCACCAAGAUCCAGACUAUUCCCUUGUCACCUACAAGGUUAUCUGUCAACUGGCUACCUCCCCUUAACUACAAUUUCACCAUUGUAUAUUAUCAGGUGAGAAUUAUUUGUGUAUUCAUUGCAGCGUUUUAAAGAAAAAUUGUCACAAUAUCUUUUUGAUAUAUAAAGAAUGUAAUUAGUAAUUUAAAAAUUAAUGGUUUACAAGCAUUAUUAACUGGUCAAUAAUUUCUUGGUUAUAUGUCAGGUCCAUGCCACUGUUAUGUUUAAUAAUGAAACUUCCUUGCUUGAUUUUAACAUUUGAAUAGGAACUACAUUUGAGACAAUUUGUUUAAUUGUAGAGUUAAAAAACAGUUUUGACAUUAAAGAAAUCAUAGAGUUUAGUAGCAGUUGAAGUUCCAGGCUUCCGGUUGACAAGUCGGCUGUGGCUUGCCGAUUAGGAAGCGUCGGCCACCGACCCCCUCGGCGUGUGCCGGGAAACAUAACUACUGGGUUCGCCCCUUGUGUGCAGACAAAGGGUGUGCUCGGUACCUGCCGUACAUAAAACAGCUCCCACAGGGCUGCCGGCUGUGAUAUUUCGCAGUCGGAAAGUUAGGCAGAGCCAGGGUAGGGAUCAUGAUUACAAGUUGUUUUUGACGGGUAUGAGGCCAAAGGUGAGGGUGGUAACCUCUGGCCGAGGAUUCAAAUAAUGCAGCCGUGAGAACGCUGCCCCUAGGCAACCGUUUUGUCCCAGCUACAGCGGGAAGUAGUCGCGUUGUGGAAGCCCACUGUGGAAUCCCUCUUAUAGGGCGUCCGACGCUUUCCCGGGAUGGGUGGGGGAAGAUAUUAGGAUGUAAAUUUUUCCAUCCCAACUCCUGAGAAGGUCCAUCGAGUGCACUAUUUAAACGCAUAGUGUCGGAUCGACCGGGUGCCUCCUGAUUGGGGCGGCCCUCAGGCGGGGUCCUGGUCGAGCGCCCAAGCGCCCAGGCGGGGGACUUGGGUGGGGGGCCCGUGUGGGGGCCGUCCUGGCGAGUGGGCAUCUCCAACGUGCCGGUCCGCGGCCAGAUACAUCGGACCGGGGAGGGGUAAUUUGGGGGGGGCAUAAGAGUCUAGACUCGCCCCGCUGACGCCAUUUCUUAAUGUAACAUUUCAGUAGCAGUUGAAGCAUUAAAGAAAUUGUAGAGUUUAGUAGCAGUUGAAGCAUUAUAGAAAUGAUGAUUGGCCAGAAAAAUAUGAUAAACAUUUUUCCAUUGUAUGUUCAGGUGAGCUACCGCAAAAAGGGUGAAAGUCAAUCAAGCGUGAUCAAUGCAACAAGAGUGGGGACAGAACUCUAUGACUUGGACCAGAAAACAGAGUAUUUAGUAGGUUUGUUAACAUUGUCACAAUUGUUAAUUAUUUUGGUCAGCAUUUUCAUAAUUGUUUUGAGAAUGUGUAAACAUGAUCAUAAUUGUUAAACAGCAGCAGUGGUGUAACGUUGUCAAAAUGUUUAAAUACGCUUGUAAGCAUUGUCAAUUAUUGUUCUGAAAAUUUGUCAGAGCUAUCGCAAUUUUUUUUAAAUAUUUUUUUUUUAUGUGGUCACAAUUGUAAAGUAGUGCGGUAUACAUAAAUAUAUAGGGCCAAUCAUAUUUGACAUAUUAAUCAUCAUUUUGUCCCUGAUCAGAUUUGUUUGUGAUCCGAUGUCAAAUAAAAUCUUUUUUUGGGUGAAUUGCUCGAAUUGAAGAGAUUUUUAAUUAACAAAAGUCUACAAUUGGAAUAUAUCAGGUGUGACAGCUGGAACUGACGACAGUUUAGGGGAGCCAGGGCCUGAGGUCAAGGUCACAACACUGACCAAUGAGGGACUGGAGCCAGCAAACAUGUCAGCAAAGACACUCAACUCAACUGUGAGUCAAGGUCAUGUGAUAUAACUUCCCCAUCUCUUUCUACUAUUCACAGAACUGUGGUUAAAUUGAUUGUAUAAUGAAUUAGUUUGUAAUUAUAGCUAAAUUUAUAUAUUAACAUCUAUGGUUCUGAAUUAAUUAAUUGUAUUUAUUUUGGUUAAGAUAAUUUAGGGUGAGCUUAUUGCCUUGAAAUUUUUUUAUUCAUUUCUGGAUUUGAAGUGAAAUACUAGUGAGACAUUACUCGUAUUGUGUCAUAUUUUUUGUUACUAACAGUUUUUAAUGAGGCCUAUUUAAAAUAUAGGUCAUUCAACUGGACUGGGAGGCACCAGACAAUGUGUCUCCGAUGUACAUCAGAGGUUUCAACAUUUAUUAUAAGACGGAAGGGGACACCAGAGCAGAGAAAGUUUUUGUUAGAGGAAGCAGAAAUAAACAGUUGCUCAUUGGUUGGUGUAUUUUUUAAUAUAGCUUUUCUCUUUGGUUGGUGCAUUUUUAAAUAAAGCUUUUCUCAUUGGUUGGAACAUGUUUAAAAAUUUUUCUCCUUUAAAAAAAAACCAUUCUCAUUGGUUGGAACCUAAUUUAUACAUUUUCGGAUUAACCUUCCGCAACAAGACCAAGUGUUGUGUAUCAGUUUGAUAUGGUUAAUGAGUGACAUACAAAUACAAAUGUUAAAACAAUUCUACUAUAUGGAGCAGAAACUUGGAAAACAGCCGCGAGCACUACACAGAAAGUGCAGACAUUCAUAAACACAUGCCUUAGCCUUAGAAAAAUCCUCAACAUCUAAUGGCCAAAUACUAUCACCAACAAAAAUCUACUAGAAAGACAUACCAGGUGCCAAUUGAUGAAGAUAUCAUAAAGAAAAUAUGGAGGUGGAUAGGGCAUACUCUCCGAAAACCCCCAGAUAACACCACCAGACAAUGCCUAACAUGGAACCAACAGGGAAGAAGAAAGAGAGGAAGGCCUAAGAAUACAUGUAGACGUGAGCUAGAGGCAGACACACAAAAUAUGGGAUACACCUGGAGGCAAUUGGAAAGGAAAGCACAGGACCCUGAUGAGUGGAAAAUUCUUGUGGACGGCCUAUGCCCCAGAUGGGGUUGAAAGGCAUCAAGAAAAAGAAAAAAAGAAUGAGUGACUGGUUAAAUUAGUUUAUUUUAAUGAAAUUUUGUCAAAUGAUUAUUUUUUUAAAGUUAUUUAACCAACAUACAAUAUAAAAUUCAUCACCAUUAAUUAUUUUUAAAAAAUUUCCUCAAUAACCUUGAGAUUCUCAAAAUCAUAAAUUUUCCUUGUUAGACAGCAGAAGUAACCUGAAGUAUAAAUAGGGAUCAGUAUAGAUAUCUUAUUAUGUGUAAUAUAUCAAUAUGAUUUUUACUAAUUCAUAAUAAGAUAAUGUAUCAGUGUUAAACUAAUAUGAAAAAAAUAACUUCCAAGAGCAAGAAAAAAUAGAAUUGUUAAACUUAAAAACACUAACGUGCAUCACUUUGAAAAAACAGUGGACUUCUUCACUCUAAAGGCAUUUUUUACACACUCAUCCCCCUUGGCCUAUAAGAACAUUAAAUUACUGAUAAGCAGAGGUCACUGUCAUCUCUCAUUAAAGUGUGGGAAACAGAAAUGUUUGGCUUGUAUCGAUCUGAUCCAGUGCGCCUGAUGGAGGGUUAAAAUACAGCUUUUCUCAUUGAUUGGAAAAUAUUUUCUCAUUUAUAUAAAUAUUUUUUCAUUUGUUGGAAUAUAUUUCAAAUAGUUUCUCAUUUAAAAAAAGCUUUUCUCAUUGGAGAGUGCAUUUUAAAUACAGCCUUUCCUAAUGGUGGGUAAAUACUUUAAACAAACAUUAGAUUAGUCGGAAUAUAUUUUUAGAUAAUAAUUUAUAAUUGGUCGGUGUAUCUUUAAAAAGUUUAUCAGUGGUAUUUUUAAAAAAAAUUGUAUUAAUUUUUUUUUUAUUGGUAUGUAUCUUGAAUAUAUAUUUUAAAGGGGCUAAGAAUUUUAAACAGACAUUUUCUAUGUACAACUUAUUAUAAAAUAAAAAAGUAAUUGUUAGCUACUGGAUUUGAUCUUUUAUUUAAUGUUUCCUUGAACAUGUCUUGCUUACACAAUGUUAAGUGCCUAAUGUUUUCGUGCCAGAAUUCAAAGACUGGUGACAGAGAAAGUCUAGCAAAGUUAGGAAUUUAAAAUGAAUCCCCUGAAGAAUAAAUCCUUGCUCUUGUAUACUGUGUGGCAUAUGAAGUUACCAUAACAUGUUUCCGUUUGAAUGGAGCAAACUUUGUAAUGCCCUAGACUGUUACAGAUAUUUAUAAAAUAUGACUUUUAUAUUAUUUUACCAAGGGUCUGGCCAGAAUGCCACAUAUUAUCUGCGUAUUUCAACUUUGAUGACUUGGGGAUUUGAAGCUCAUUCCAAUUGGAUACGGAUACAGAAACAUUCUACUUGUGAGAGCUAAAUAUUGAUGUAACUUUCUUGUAACUUGUGUCAGGUUGGCAUGUAACAAUCAUGUAACUUAUGGCAUGUGACUUUCUUCUACUCUGGCAGGGUGGGAUGUAACUUUCACGUAACUUAUGCCAUGUGACUCUCUUGUUACUCUGGCAGGGUUAAAUGUAACUUUUGGCAUGUAACUUUCUUGUAACUUGUGUCAGGGUGGCAUGUAACUUUCAUGUAACGUAUGGCAUGCGACUUUCUUGUUACUCUGGCAGGGUGGGAUGUAACUUUCAUGUAAUUUAUGGCAUGGGACUUUCUUGUUACUCUGGCAGGGUUAAAUGUAACUUUCACGUAACUUAUGGCAUGUGACUUUCUUGUUACUCAGGCAGGGUGGGAUGUAAUUUCCAUGUAAUUUAUGCCAUGUGACUUUCUUGUUACUCUGGCAGGGUGGGAUGUAACUUUCAUGUAACUUAUGGCAUGGGACUUUCUUGUAACUUAUGGCAUGUAACUUUCUUGUAACUUGUUGCAUGUAACUUUCUUGUAACUUGUGGCAUGUAACUUUCUUGUAACUUGUGGCAUGUAACUUUCUUGUAACUUGUGUCAGGGUGGCAUGUAACUUCUUGUAACUUGUGGCAUGUAACUUUCUUGUAACUUGUGUCAGGCUGGUAUGUAACUUUAUGUGUCAGGGUGACCUGUAACUUCUUGUAACUUGUGGUAUCUAAUUUUCUUGUAACUUGUCGUAGGGUUGCCUGUAAAUUUAUUGUAAUGUGUGGCAUGGUUGCAUGGCCAUUCAUUUGAUUCAAACUCUGAUUAGAAUUUCAAUUUUAAAAAUCCUUUUUCCACAACUUUUUAAAAUUUGGGUCAAGUAUUUGUCACACAAAAACAGAGCUGCACAUAACAUCUACAAUGUACAUUUUGUCGUGAUUAUCAUUAAAGUAUGAAAUUAAUAUUUUCUUUUUCAGAAGUUAUAUGUUAUAAUAUGUUAUACAUUUGUGGGGCAGCUGUUUCAUCAUUGAGGUUCCAUAAUUAAUUUUUCAUCAAUAAUUUUUCACAAUUGAUGAUUCAUCAUUUAAUAUGAGCUCAUUAAUUUUAAUCAAUAUUCUUUCAUCUUAAUAUGUCAAUAUUGUUGCUUCAGCUUUCCUGCCUCCAGCCAAGAUUUCUUCAGGCAAUGCCGUAGCCAAACAAGAGAAGAUAACGCUUACAUGGCAGGCUGUAGAAUUUGCUAAAGUUGGUUUCAAAUAUCAGAAUAUAUUUGUUUGUAAAAAUAGACUUGUUUAUCAAAAUAUACUUGUUUGUAAAAUAGAUUUGUUUGUAAAAAUAGACUUGUUUGUAAAAAUAAACUUGUUUGUAAAUAGAAUUGUUUAUCAAAAUAGACUUGUUUGUAAAAAAUAUAUUUGUUUGUAAAAAUAGACUUGUUUGUAAAAAUAUACUUGUUUUUAAAAUAGAUUUGUUUGUAAAAAUAGAAUAAAAUGAGUAAAACAGAGUAGGAUUAAACCUGAAAAAAUAAACGCAACAAAACAGCGAACGUGCCGACACGUUCGCUGUUUUGUUGCGUUUAUUUUUCCAGGUUUAACCCUACUCUGUUUUAUUCAUUUUAUUUUGUACUAACCUGAUUGCAGUCUCUCCCCUUAUUACCCCUUUGUAAAAAUAGACUUGUUUGUAAAAACAGACUGGUUUUACAAAGUCAAAAAAAAAAAAAAUUACCAAAAUAUCUUCUACCUGUGUUUCUCAGGGUUACAAAAUUGUCUACGGUCCACUGACUGACCCACUCAAUGUGAGAAGAGCAACAGUUGCGGCUGAUGUUAAGGAAUUUGACAUAGAUGAUUUACGUAAGUUGUCACUGAUGAUCUAAGUAGGGAAUAAGAGAUGACACAGUUAAGUUGCCAUAUAUGAUUUAUUUAAGUUGUCACAGCUGAUCUAAGUAAGAAGCUAUCACAGAUGAUCUAAGUAGGUAGUAAGAGAUAACACAGGUAAGUUGUCACAGAUGUUCUAAGUAUUUUGUCAUAAUUAAAUUAAAAAGUUGUCACAUAUUUUCAUAAGUAAUUUGUCAAUUUUGAUCUAAGUAAGUAGUCACUAAUGAUCUAAGCAGGUUGUCACAGAUGUUCUUAAGCUAGCUUUUUAAAGAUGAUCUAAGUAGGUUGUCACAUAUAAUUACAUAAGUAGUCACUGAAAAUUUAAGUUUCUCAAAGUUGACAUUAGGCCUCUAUUUAUAUUUUUUAGGUUGUCUACUCAUGUGGUCAAUAUUAUAGGUUGGCUCUUAUGUUAUAGUGCUAUAAUUUGAUAGUGAUAUCUAAACAAUUUUAAAUUAGCUAUUUUAUUAUAGUACUGCCUAAGUAUUUAUAAAAUGGCUAUUAUAUUAUAGUGAUAUCUUAACAAUUAUAACUAUGCUUUUAUAUUAUAGUGCUAUCUAAUCUAUUAUAACAUGACUAGUAUCAUUAUAUUAUAGGGCUAUCUUAAUAGUUAUGUCUUAACCUGUAUAAAAUUUCAGUGCCUUCCACCAAGUAUGUUGUGUCCAUCAGGGCCUACAAUGAGGCAGGCGAUGCUGAACCACUCUACAUACGAACAGCUACACAAGGUAACUAGGUAACAAAAUCACACCAAAAAAGGGCAAUAUACUUUAGACAAAAAUCAUAUAAGAAAUUUUGUGUUGUCCCCUGUAAUUAGGAUAUGCAGUGGAUUAGCUGGGGGAUGGAAGAAAUGUUGUGUUGUCCCCUGUAAUUAGGAUAUGCAGUGGGUUAGUUGGGGGAUGAAGAAAUAUUGUGUUGUCCCCUGUAAUAAGGAUAUGCAGUGGAUUAGCUGGGGGACAGAAGAAAUGUGUUGUCCCCUGUAAUUAGGAUAUGCAGUGGAUUAGCUGAGAGACAGACAAAUGUUUAAUUGUAUCUUGUAAUUAGGAUAUGCAAUAGUUUUAGCUGGGGGACAGAAGAAAUGUUGUUAAGACCCAUUGAAAGCAUCUUUGAAAGCAUUUUGCACUGACCUGGACAUUGGGGAACAAUCCUCGAAGAAUCUAAACUUGUUUUGCUCUUCCAUAAAUAAGGGUUUAAUACAACAAUAGGCUGACAGAGCAGCUGCAGCAGAACACAAGAGACUAGGGGUAAAAUCCAGAAGUAAAAUCCAGAGUUGCCCCAUACAUCUUCUGCACCAGAACUUUUCAUGCCACAAUUGGCCUGAUCAUCCAUCUGCACUCCCACAGACAUUUUCAACCCCAGCAACAGACAGAUUCCACAGCAACAACAGACCCAUGUUUAGAAAUGGUCUUGGUUAACCUUCCACAGACAAAAAAUUAUACUUUUUUUUUACAGAAACUCAAAUUCGUCACAGAUUUAAUUCAAAUUUUUAGUUUAAAGAAUGAUGGUUUUCAAAAUAUUUUGUAAUGAAAAAUUUAGGUUUAAAAAAUAUUUUUGUUUUUAUAAAAUAUUAUUCUGUUAGUUUUUUCUAGUGUUCUCUUAGUUGGACAUAAUAACUUUGUAUAUCUUCAGCACCACAUAAUUCUGCAGUGGUUUAUACACAAUAAUUAUUGUCAACUUUUGAUUUUAGCUUUUUAACAAAAAAUUCUAACAUUAAUGUUAUUUUAUCUAACAAAUUAGCCUAUCAAUCUAAUGUUAUAUUGCCCUACAUAUUAGCCUAGCCAUCUAAUUUAUAAUUUUCUUACAUAUUAGCCUAUCCACCAAGCAUGGUCAAGCAUGCCAAAGCCCUGGUCAUCUCAUCCACAAAAAUACAUGUUCAAUGGGAGCCGCCAGAGAGGGGUCAUGUGACCAGGUACCACAUCCGUUACUGGCGGCCAGGUCACAAGGACAAACAGAGUGCCUGGCUCAGUGGAAGUUCAUUGAACUAUGUGGCGGGCAGUUUGAAAAAGUUUAGUAACUACAGGUAAGGGAAACUUACAGCAUUAACAACACAGGUGAAUGGGCAUUAAAAAACAAGGUGGAUGUGCAUUAACAACACAGGUACAUGUGCAUUAACAAUACAGGUAGAUGUGCAAUAACAACACAGGCAAAUGAGGUUAUUUAAAAUUUUUUUUUUUUAUAUAUAUUUAUGUGAGUACAGAAGUUAAAAAUAACAGAAUUUGGAACAAAAUAUAGUAGAUCAACUUUAUGAGAUUUCACUAUAGUAGUGCCCGUUUAACCAGAGUUGUCUCUAUGGAUAGGUAACUGGAGAAACAGAUGUAAUAUUUCUGAAGAACAUUUGUCUCAAAUAACAAGAGUAAAGGAUUUCAUAGAUUUCAGCAUCUUAAUGCAAAAUUAUCAUUUAAACUAAUUCAUUUUGUGCUUGCCCUUAAAUUAAGACUACUCCUUUCCAUUUCCAGAAAACAUUCAAACUAAAAUUCAAGAAAUCCUCUUGCACUGGCCAUGCAUCUGUUUACACUUAAUUUAAGAAUAAGUUAUUUUAAGUCAUGUGACCUUAGAAAAAUAUUGUCUUUUAAAUUGUUUCUGACCUCUCACUGGAUCAUUAUGUUUCCAACAUCAGGUUUGAGAUCAUCCCUUAUGACGGUGCAUUACUUGGUGAAGGGAUUGUCAUGUUUGCUCAAACUUUUAGUGACAAACCUGACGGCCCGCCCAAGGAUGUUCAGAUCCAGCCCAUCAACUCAACAGUAAGAAUUGUCAAUGUAGUAAAAUUGUCAAUGUAGUAGAAUUAUCCAUGCAGUAGAAUAGUCAUUGUUGAAUAAUUGUCAAUGCAGUAGAAUUGUAAAUGUAUUAGAAUUAUCAAAGUAGUAGAAUUUUCAAUGUAGUAAAAUAGUCAAUGUUGUAGAAUGCUCAAUGUAGUAGAAUUCACUAUAUAGUAGAAUUGUCAAUGUAGUAAAAUUGUCAACAUUGAGGAAUUGUCAAUGUAGUAUUGUAACUGAUGACAAACUGGAACUAUUGUAUUUAUUUUUAAAUUUAAAUUAGUACAGAAAAAUGACAAAAUACCUACAUGAAUUGACUAAAAAUGACAUGAAAUAAAAUAAAUUUUGUUUACAGCAUUUCAGAAUUAUCUUGACAUUGUAAUAAUAAAGUAUCCGGACUAAACACUAAAAAUAUGGAGACAAAAUUAUGAAUCAACCGUAUACAACAAAAGUGUCAUGUCACUAUUCCAGGUUUAGGUAUUCAAUUCUGACUAUUCAACUCUGCAGGUAUAUUUUAAUAUUUCCAUAUUACUUUUUUUUAUAUGCAUCAUUUUCCUAGGCUCUCCUGGCCACUUGGAGUCCACCAGACCCUGACGAGGUCAAUGGGGUCAUCACAGGGUACAAGCUGAUACUGAGGGAGAGAGAUGGACAGAGGCUGGCCAGCUUUAGAGUCUCCAAGUUGAUGACAAACUUCACCUUUUUGAGUGAGCAAUUUGAUUGUAACAGUGUCCAGACAACAACACACCAGUGUAAUGUCAAGUUAGGGCAUAGCUUGCAAAAUAUGGGUCAUAGUUCAACAAAAUAUAGGUCAUAGUUCAGACAAUAUAGGUCAUAGUUCAGACAAUAUAGGUCAUAGUUAAGACAAAAUGGUGCAUAGCUCAAACAAUAUAGGUCAUAGUUUAGACAAUAUGGGGUGUAGCUCAGACAAUAUGGGGCAUUGCUCAGACAAUAUGGGGUAUAGCUCAGACUAUGUGGGGCAUAGCUUAGAAAAUUUGGGGCAUAGCUCAGACAAUAUGGGGCAUAGCUCAGACAAUAUGGGGUAUAGCUCAGACAAUGUGGGGCAUGGCUCAGAAACGAUGGAGCAUAGCUCAGACAAUAUGGGGCAUAGCUCAGACAAUAUGGGUCAUAGCUCAGACAAUAUUGGGCAUAGCUGUUCCAAAAUAGGGCAUUACUCUGACAAUAUGGGGCAUGGGUUAGACAAUAUUGGGCAUUGCUCAGAAAAUAUGGGGCAUGGGUUAUACAAUAUAGGGCAUUGCUCAGAAAAUAUAAGGCAUAAUUCUUUCAAUAUAGGACAUAACUUAGGCCAUAGAGACAUAGCUCAGACAAUAUGGGGCAUGGCUUAAACAGUAUAGGGCAUAGCUCUUUCAAUAUAAAGCCUAGCUCAGACAAUAUGGGGCAUGAUAAUGCUACAAUGUCCACUUAAAAAAACUUUUAUCAAUUCGUCUCAGUUAAUUCACAUGCCAUACUUCUUUCUCCAGAUAUGUCCACAUCAAAACCCUACACAUUCCGUAUAGCAGCCAUGACCAUAAAUGGGACAGGGCUGUACUCACCUUGGGUGGAGUCGACAUUUCCUGCAGGUGGGAAUUUACCCGAAAACUGAUGUCACUCUAAAGUUGUUAUGUAAAAUGUAUUGUUAUGAAUGCAACAUUCCUGUGUGGUGAACUCUUCCAUAGAUUUCUAAGCAACUUAUCAGGAUUUGUUUCUGUUUAUCCCCAGUUCCAACAAGACCUGACCCCCCUGAGAGCCUGACUGCUGUUGCCACAGAACAUUCAUUGACUUUACAUUGGAGGGAGCCACCACUCAGAGGUAAUGACUUUAACAUCAUGGGGACAGAACUCAGACAAUCCACUAGCAGGGGACAGAACUCAGACAAUCCACUAGCAGGGGAAAAAACACAUAAUACAAGAGUUCUAUAUUGAUUACAAAGAAAUGAAACACUAAAAAUUUAAAAUAUGUUACAUUUUUUUUUAAUUUACACAAUUCAUUUUCAAGUAUCUUCAUUUGUGCAAUGUUGAUUUGCACUUUGGUAUUUACACAGUUAGUGUUCAAGCAGAUUCAAAAAUAAGAUUGAUAUGGAAUCUUAUGUAUUUUGUUAAGAGAUUUGUUUAAAGAGUAAUAAUGAAAGCAGCAGUGUUUCACAGCAUUACUUUAGCCAACAAUUCAACUUGAAUCUGAGACUAACACUAAAAACUUUAAAUGAUGACUUGACGAAUAAAUAAAUUGACUAAACUGUUACCCCAGGAUUUCCCUUACAUGGCUACGUGGUGGGCUAUGGCCAGUUUAUCCCAGAGGUCUACAGGAAGAUCCUUGGUCCUUCACAAAUGUCUUACACAAUCAAGUCAUUGAGUGAGUUGACAAGUGUUUUGGCUUUUGUGUGCAUGAGGCACAAAAACAGAAACAUACGUUUUUUUAUUGUAUCUUUAAAGACAAUGGUCUAUACAAAUUAUUUAACAUAUUGAAUAUAAAAUAAGUAAGUAAAUAAAUGCAUUUAGAUCAAGAAAAACCUAUUUUGAUAUAAUUAAAUUAUGAUUUCAAAUGUUAUAAUUGUUCAAUGUGCUUCCGUCAUCAGAACCAGACUCUGAGUAUAUUAUCAGUGUCAGGGCAUUCAACCAGAUUGGAGAGAGUUCACCAACAUUUAUACUAGCUAGAACUAAAGAAGGCAAGGGCUAUAUUUAUGUCUUUUAGCACAGGCUACACCAGUGGUGAGAAAACUUUGUGUGCGUAGGGCCACAUUGACAAAUGAAAAGCUGCUGGAGGGCAGCAUAUAUAUUUUGCCAUAUUAGAGUUACAUUACGAAGGUCAAGGAUUGUUUACAAUAAUAGAAAAUUUGGAAAGAAAUUUUAUAACAAAUGUUAAAACAAUCAUAAUGGUACAUGAAAUUCUGUAAAAUACAACAAAAUAAAUUAAAAACGAAGUAAUUUUUUUUUAUAUUUCUUAAUGCCCUCAGGAGCAUAAUAACAUCAGUUGCCAGGUCGUGGUUUUCCCAUCCCUGGGCUACUCAGAUCUAUCCAAUUUUUUACAUUUUUUUUAUUUUUUACUCUAGUAAUCAACAUAAAUUCUUACAAAUAUUGAAAACUUUUAAACAAUGUUAUAAAUUAUUAUUUAAAAAAAAUUAUAACUGAAAAUAAAAAGCUAAAAAAUAUAUAUAUAUUUUUAUAGUUUUAUUUGAUAUGCUAUACAACAAUGUUUGUAUUUAAGAGUUAUCCUAGAAUGGGAUCAUUCUAGACUUUGAAGAUAUCAUCCUAGACUUGACAACAUAUGAAAAAAUGUCCACUAGGUUGUUAUUUAAUCUAUGUCUAAUAAUGUUGACAAAUUUGCUCUCCAGUCCCUGUCCAACCCCUGGCAUUCCUGACCCCUGUCAAACUGACCGUCCAGGCAGAGAGUGAAUCCUCACUGAAACUGACCUGGUCAGAUCCGGCCAUUUCUAACAGCCAAAGAGCCAUGGACGGACGUGCCUACCUGGUAAACACUUACAAGCGGGUUGUAUUUUUCUACUGAAUAAACAUCAAAUACAUAACAAUGUGAAAAUAAUCCUAGCCCUAAAAUUAUCAUCUUCCGAGUAUCAAACAUCCUCUUAGUAUCCGCCAUCCUUUUAGCAUCCAUCCUCCUCUGAGUAUCCACUAUGUUCUUAUAUCUACCAUGGUCUAUUAAUACACCAUCCACUGAGUAUAUGCACCAUUCUCUGAUUAUCCAUCCUCUUCUGAGUAUCCACUAUCUUCUUAUAUCUACCAUGGUCUAUUAAUACACCAUCCACUGAGUAUAUGCACCAUUCUCUGAUUAUCCAUCAUCCUCUUAGUUUCCACAAUCUUCUGAGUAUCCAUCAUCCACAGAAUGUUCAAAUGUUAUAUUAUCAAAAGGGUUUAAUAUUCAUUUAUAAACAGAACAAAUAUUCUUAUGAUCUCAGUACAACUGCACCUAAGAGAUUCCAUGAGAAAAUAUUUAAUUUAUGAUCCACAGUGGGUGGAUCCACUUUGAAUCCAUUUUAACCACUUCCCUUUUAAUAAGAAAGUUGCGCAGUAGCACCAAUAUCAUUUUCGUUUAUCUUUUAUGGCUUAAAGCACUGUUCAAGGGAACUAACAUUUUUGUUAUUUUUCCUCCCUUGACAAAAAAUGAAGGGAAUUAAAUCUUAAUAACAAAGAUUAAAAAUACAAACUGAUUUAAAAUGUCAGUUUUUAAAUAAUUUCAAAGUAGCAAUGUAGCUUUAUAACAUUUUGGCAUGUAUUUUUAUAAGAUUAUGGCAUGUAUUUAUAUAAGAUUAUAUAAUGUUUUUCUGUAAAAAUAUCUUUUGUUAAUAAUACUUUUUACAUUGUUUGUCAAAGAUUAAUUAAUCACUUAUUAUUAGUCAAUGGCAGAUUAAUUAAUCCCUUAUUACCUGUUGUAGUACAUUAAUUAAUCCCUUAUUACCUGUUUGUAGUAGAUUAAUUAAUCCCUAAUUAUCUGCUGUAGUAGAUUAAUUAAUCCUUAAUUACCUAUAUGUAGUAUAUUAAUUAAUCCCUUAUUACAUGUUUGUAGUAUAUUAAUUAAUCCCUAAUUACCAUACAAAAUAUGUAUAUUUGAACCACAAAAGCUAGUAUAGGAACUUUGUGCUCUUUGUAUUUGCCUUUUUGGGUUAUAUCAUAUUGCUUUGACACACUGCUGGGUUAUCACCAAUAACAUCUAAAGCCAUGCCAAAUGUUAUAAAUGUUUUUCCACCAAUAACAUCCAAGACCAUUCCAAAUGUUUUUUCCAUCAAUAAAUCCUAGGCCAUGCCAAAUGAUUGAACAGUUUUAACACCCAUAACAUCAAGGUCAUGCCAAAUUUUAUUGCAGUUUUACCACCAAUAACAUCCCUAAAUCAAUUCGUCAAGAUGUGUUGUAAGAAAAAAGUCACCUAUAAAAUAUUUUAUUUUUCUUUCAAUGCGUCUCAAUUUGACAACUUGACAGAUUCGAUACUCACCACUGUCUGGGGAAGCCUACUCAUACAUCAACACUAGUGACCAGGUGCUUGUGUUGACUAACCUUGAACCUGGCACCCAGUAUGAGGUUUCCAUCAAAGCAGUCAAGGGAACUAACUCAAGCCAGUGGAGCUUGCCUGUAGUUAAUUCCACCCAAGAAAUAGGUACUCCAGCAAAACUAUUAAAUCUACCCAAGAAAUUGGUACCACAGCCAAAUUAUUAAAUCUACUUAGAAAAUAGUUACCCGCUUUUUAACUCUUAAAUCCACACAAUAAAUAGGUAGACUCUGCAAAAUUAUUUUAAUUUCAGUACAUUGAUUAUUUUAUAUAGUUUGAUUCCGUUUGAUUGUUGCUUUUUUAACUUUAUUCAUACAUUUUUACUAGUAAAAGUAGUACCAUUAUGGGCUUACCUUAAGUGAUGGGCAUGUAACUGGCCAGGUGGAAGGUCCAAAGGUCUAGACUCCGCGUGCCAGCAUCAAGAUACUUUUUUAAAUGACCUUUAUUUGAUGACGGCUAAAAAGAUGACUAAGGUCCUAACCCUCCCUACCCCUUGUCAAAAUAAAUAAUCCAAGCUUUUGAUAGGUGAUGUCAUGGAGAAAGGAGGGGAGUUGCAAGUUAGCUAUCAAUAUGUUAUAAGGGAGUCUAAUUUUAGCUUUAAAUUGUGAUGAUUUGGGCAAGGGUGGGCCAAAGAGCUUGACAUCAUUUGUGGAUGGUACUUUUAAAGUUUAUUUGCAUCUGAUCCAUUUCUCUUACAGCGCCGAGAUCAGCACCAGAAAAUAUAGUAGCAUCACGGCAUCCAAUUCAACUCAAUUAUAUUCUCUUGUCAUGGACUGAGCCCAAGACACCAAAUGGUAUCAUCGAAGGUAAGUUGACAACAAGUCACCAAAUGACAUAAAAUUAAUGUCAGUUUACCUAAAAUUAAUAGCUCAGUAUGCAAGAAUGUUUCACAAUGGCAUGCAAGUUUAGAGGAGACAUUUCACACAGUCCCUGCAGUGGAUUGAGACCAACUUUAUUCAAUAUUAACAAUUGUUAUGAUUGUUACCUAAGCAAAUUUCCUAAUAUAUUUUAUCUUGUUCAUAACCCUAACAAAGAUUGACAAUUUCUAUUUGAAAUCAUAUAUUUGACAACCUUUAUUUGACAAAUUAUAAUAAAAAAAUUCUAAUUGAGAACUUAUAAUUGAACACCUAUUUUUGACAAAUUAUAGUUGACAACAUAAAUUUGACAACUUAUAUUUGACAAACCAUACUUUUCAAUGUUUUAAAUCUAUAGUUGGGGUUGACAAAUUUACAUUCAAUGUUUGUAUCAGUAUCAUAUCUAUAAAGUAUUCUUUUUAGCAACACUUAAAAAAUCUUAAGUUUUCCUUAUAUAAAUGAAAGAGAAAUCUUUCUACAACAGAAUACAUCAUUUACCUGACUCCCAAUCCAACAUUGGACACUAAACUUUGGGUCGUCAUGAAAACAAAGAGAAGGGAGGCUAAAAUAGGAGUUAUUACUCCACACACCAUCUACUACUUCAAACUUCAGGCCAUGAAUAAGGCGGGUUACGGACCUUUGAGCAAAACAGUUGUCUACAAUCCACCAACAGGUUUAGUAUUUCAGAUGUAACAUUGUGAUUGUCUGUAAAUACUUGCAGUAGACUAAGAAAUAUGUUUUAAUCAAAAGUGGUUGUCAGGGAUAUUCAAAUAGCUUGAACUCUGAUACUUAUAUGGGUUGUUGUGGUACUAGUAUGUGUCUUUUGUGAUACUUAUAUGGGUUUUCUGUGAUACUCAUACAUAUAGACUCUGUCUGAUACUAGUAUGAGAUCUCUGGGAUACUUGUUAUAGCCGUCCGUGAUACUCUGGUGUUUUAAUAAAAUAUUCUUUAUCUCACGUUAUCGUAUGUAUUUUUCAUUUUACAUCCACAGACAAAAGAGCUGCACCAUCCAUGGUGAGAAUUCAGGGCAUCCACUAUAAAGAUUCUACAACAGUAAAGGUGGUCUGGACAGUGCCAGAAAUCAGCUUGGACCAAAUCAUAGGCAUGUGGACACAAUUGUUUUAAUACUUAUUUUAGCUUUUCAAGUUAAGCAAGGAUUCUUAUUGUCAAUAUCCUAGGAUCUUGAAAGUACUAUUUUAUCCCACAUGUUCUCUCUUUUUUUUGAUAUCCUUAUUUAUUCGUAUGUCAUCCCAAAACAUAUUUCAAUUUGCUAACCCCUAUUAACAUUUUAAAAUAAAAUUUCCUCAUUGAAAUAUGACAGAAUGGAUGCAAUGUAUAUCUCAGUUUUCUGAUCAUUUGUGUGUUUAAAAAUAAUAAAUCAUUUUAAUCAUUUUUGUUAAAGGCUAUAUUGUUUUGUUUACUGAUGAUGUCAACAAUGAAAAUGCUGAUUGGCUGGGGCAAAGUGAGACUGGUUUGGAGAGUAGCAUUGCAGGGCUACAUUACAACACCACAUAUUAUUUCAAGGUGAUGACCACAUUGUUUCACUGGUUGUUAAUUGUGCUUUUUAUUGCUGUCAAUGUGAAUCAAUUGAGUAAAAUAAACAGUUAUUUCAAUAUUAUUAUUUCUUCAAAGUCAAUAUUAUUAUUGAAAUAAAUUGUGUCUCAAACAGUUUUAUCAUUCAAAAAAUUGUGUAUUGAUUAUUCCAUUUCAACCAUCAAACAUUGGUAAACUUACUUCUUCUUUAUUAAUGUUUGUCAAUAUUAUUUUUUACGAUUUCAAAAUUUUCCUAUUGUUGAAAAAUAAAAUUCCUUAGUCUUAGAAAUAUUGAAUUUAAAUCCGCAAAAAAAAAGUGUGAAAUUAAUUUUACUUUGAGAUUAGCAUGUUUCUGUGCUACAUUGCAAUCAUUGCUAUCAAAAGAUUCUAAAAAUUUUGGCCAUGAAUGUUGAGCUGUGUCGGUUAAUCAAGCUUGUUUAUUACAUGGGGUAUGUUAUAAUAAUACUAACAACCAGAGAACAGGAGCCUUGUUAGGAAAUUAGACACUUUUUAGCAACCAUAGACUUUUAGGAAAUUAGAGACUUUUAAUACCAGAGACUUUUUUAGGAAAUUAGACACUUUUCAGUAACCAGAGACUUUUAGGAAAUUAGACACUUUUCAGUAACCAGAGACUUUUAGGAAAUUAGACACUUUUUAGCAAUCAGAGAACAUUUUUAGAAAUCUGAGGCUUUUUAGAUACCAGAGGCAUUUUAGGAACUAAGGACUGUUUAGCAACCAUCAGAGUUUUUAACUAUCCUUUUUUGCAACUAGAUACUAAAUAUUUAAAAAAAGAGUUUAGUUUAGCUGAAAUUUAUUCUAAUGUUUGUACCUCUUAGGUCCAGGCACAUUAUGUAGCAGGUUAUGGACCUUAUAGCAACAUAGUUACAUAUUCUACACCUGUUCGGGGUGAGUUAUUAACAAGAUGUCAUUUAAAUGUACUUCUGUUAAUUUUUAGUUACUGAUGCACAUUGUAAUAGUUUUACAUUCCUAAAAACUUAUAUUUUAAUAUAAACAUGAAUUGUAUUGUCCAAUUCCAAUAUUGAAUGGAAUAUUAAAUUAAGGAAUUUUUUUAUGUCUUAAUGUUAUGAUUUAAUUGUUAUCAGACUAACCAGUUUUUAUUUAAAGAAAUGAAUCUUUUAAUUUCCUCAGCACCUAAAACCUUUGAAGGUUCAUCAAGCACAUUAGUGAACCAGACAACUCCAGGGACCCUUACAAGGGUCAAUUAUAGUAAACACAUUAAGUUUACCCUCAGCACUGCUGCGGACACACUGUCUACUGACCACAAUGAUGACCCUCCUACCAACACAAUCAAAUCUACUCUCAGCACUGGUGAAGACACACUCACAACCAGCCACAAAGAUGACCCUCCUACUAACACAAUCAGUGAACAAUUUAUUACAACAACAAGCAUCAAUCAACAUGUCAGCCUUCAACCUGAUCCUUUCUCAUCACAUGGAAAAUACUUUGAAAACAGGGGUCAAGUCCAUGUUGCUAAUCAAAGCAGUUUAGAAGAAGUUACAGUUUUACCUCUAGAGGAUGAUAGAGUUUUACCUUUAGAAGAUGGCAGGAAUUUACCUCCAGAGGAUGGUAGAGAUUUACCUCUAGAAGAUGGUAGGGACUUACCUCUAGAGGAUGGUAGAGAUUUACCUCUUGAGGAUGACAUGGAUUUAAAUCCAUUUUAUGGAUGGGAGGAGGGUAGUGGGGUGGGGAAGAAUGACUCCGUGUAUUACGAAAAGAACAACAUUGUUGGCGUUGUCUCGGUUUCAGGUCAGGUCAGCCACAGUUACAAUGCUAGUGUUGAUGAUGUUGACAGGAAUGAACAGUUGACAGAGAGACAGGAUGAUCUGACAGAUGGUGUUACAAAGGACAACACUGUUAGUUUACUGCAUGAUUAUUUUGAUCAAGAUAACAUAGAUAACAGUAACAAUUUCAAUAACUUUACUGAGCAAUUGUAGGGCUUCCAAUGUUGAUUGAGAUAUAAAAGAAGAUAUUUACAAAAUAUUGUUGACAGAGAUAUAGAUUAAGAUAUUUAUGAAAUAUUGACAGAGAUAAAAAACCAGAAAUAUCCAAAAUAUUGAAUGAUAUAUAGACUCAGAUAUUUCCUAACUAUUGACGGAGAUAUAGAACCAGAUAUUUCCAAAAUAUUGACAGAGAUAUAGAAGAAGACAUUUAAAACUUUAAUAAUCUGACCCAUUUUUUUUAUUAAAGUUCAUGUAUAUAUUUUUUUAAAGAUCUUCUUGCUCAUUUAUUAAUCGAUUUAAAGUUUUUCUUAAGACUUUUUUAAAAGUUAAUGCAAUAUUCUUAGCAUGAAAACUUUCUGUGUCUGGAUCAUAGAGAAGUUUACCUUGCAGUAUGAAACAUCUUGUAGAGUUUACCAAGCUAAAAUUUUGUUUCUGCUUUUUUAAAAUGAUGGCUCUAGUCCUCUACACAGGAACUUAAUAGUCAUUCAUUGUCUAGAGCUAAUGCAGUUUUAAAUAUGGCCCAUACAGUGGCUAGUUUGGCAAAUUGUUUACUAUUAUUGGGCACUCAAAUGUUAGUAUUAUGUUUGAAGAUGAAACCUGAUCUUGGUUUCUAGCCCAUUUUUACAGUAUUCAUAACAUCAGAAAAGCAGAGAACCUGCUUAACACAUGGGAGAGGAAAAUCCUCCGAAAAAUAUAGGACCCAGUGAUAGAAAAUGAUAUCUGGAGAAUUCGUAUAAACCAAGAUCUUAACCAUUUGUACAAAGACCCACCUAUAGUCACAACGACAAAAAAGGCAGACUACGCUGGACAGAACAUGUUGAAAGGAUGCCGGAAUGUAGAGCAACAAAAGUUAUAUACAGGCAGAAGCUUAGGGGCAGACAACUCACUGGUCGCCCAACGCUGAGAUGGUUUGAUGAUGUGGAGAUGGAUAUACACCAGUUGGGGGUUCAUGCAUGAAGGAGGAAAGCUAUGGAUCGCUUCGAAUGGAAGGAUGUGGUGGAGCAGGCCAGGACCACUGAUGAUGAUGAAAUAAAAUGAUUCAUUUAAAUUAUUUAAUAUUAAGAAAAGCAGUUUUGCAAAAUUAAUUUUGAAUGUGUAUCCUAGAAAACCGACAGUUCAACCCAAGUUACAAUGUACACAGUUUAGUGCAGAAAUUAUGUAGCCAUAAUAUAGCCAUGAUGUAGCCAUGAGUUAAGACAAUUAAUUUAAUACAGUAAUAUUACUGCAAUGUACCUAUGGGCAAGACCAUGUAUUCAAUAGAGUAACAUAACAACAAUGUUCCUAGGGGUCAAGACCAGUAUUUACAAAUGUUCAUCUGCUGUCAGGAGAGAAUAAUGUAGAAAAAUAAUGUACACUGUACAAGUUGGCUUGAUAUUUCUUUACUUCUUGCUAUUGUUGCUAAACUAUGUCCAUCAAAUUAUUAACCAGAGGACUUUAAUGAAUUGAAUGUAGCACAAGAAGAUUUUGUUAUUUUUUGCAGGCCUUUGUCCAUCAAAUUUUAAACCAACUGAAUGUAAUGUAUUAAAUAUAGCACACGAAGAUCUUCGAAUUUGGUUUCAUUUAUCUUUUAAUAUUUUUUAAAAACUGUUG